AUGACAGGUCAUGUGACAUGUACCCCGGAAGUAUCCAGUCUACCGCAACACUUCAAACUUCAUUGUGUAGAUUUUCCAAACAGAUUUUACAUUGCGAUGCUUCCCUCAGCUGCAGUGUUUCAUUUUCCCUGGGAAAUAAACUCUGGAAAUAUGCAGGAAGGAGAAUCAGUGAGAACAUUUGGCAGACUUGUCUGCUAUCAGCCUGAGGACUCCAGGGCUACACUGUCGGCUCAGCAUGCUUCGAAAGAGCACCACGUGGUUGUCCAUACUUUGUUUGUGGAGCCCUUUAACCCAAUAAUUGGAGCCCAAUACAUAGUUCUGGGUGAGAUAGAAAAUAAUAAGGGGGUUGGUGUGAUGGUCCAGGCCCGUGUGCUGAACUGUGUUGAUGGUGUAAACAUCGCCCUUCUACAGAAAGCCAUCAGUGAGCAAAGGAGCUUCUUCACAGAGAGGGAGUGCAAACAGAGUGAGACUGCACAACCUGCGGAUGCAACCUGAUCAGACUCUUCACUCAUCUUUCCUAGGGGGAGAGGGGGGCUCUUUAAUUGCCAAGGCUCCACUGCUGCCUCUUAAGCUGCUGUGUGUUUGCCUUUGAUUUUAAGACUUCCCUCAGCAGCAGUGAGGGAAGCAUUGCAGUUUACAUGACCAAAUUGAUAUCCUCUGACCUCAACAGUUUUCUGCAUUUUAUCGUCGGUUGCUUGUAACAAUGAAAGCUCCAAAUUAAUAGAGUGAUAUUUGGUUUUCAUGCUUGAUCACUGAGUAACUAAUAGUAGACAUAUUGUGUCCAUGACUUGUGAAUAUGUUGCAUUUUUAGCUCAGUCCUUCAGUCCUGAAAUAUCAGAAUUGUUUAUAUUAUUUUAUAAGAUGGAAGAUAGUAAUGUUAACGUUAUUUCUGAUGCAGCUUUAUGGUCAUUUAGCUUCAUUUGAGGCUAUACUGUAGAUAAUAAAUAUAACUAAGGUUAAAGUA
Molecule: messenger RNA, 964 nt
Organism: Acanthochromis polyacanthus (spiny chromis)
Lineage: Eukaryota; Metazoa; Chordata; Actinopteri; Pomacentridae
Gene: ten1
Product: TEN1 subunit of CST complex
Exons: 3
Coding region: 1-495 (164 amino acids)
Biological process (GO): negative regulation of telomere maintenance via telomerase
Cellular component (GO): CST complex
Molecular function (GO): telomerase inhibitor activity; telomeric repeat DNA binding; single-stranded DNA binding
Source: RefSeq, a predicted model, not a curated record